AUGGCGACCACUCCGCCUCCCCCAUCACCAUCGGCUUUGAGAGUCCCAGCUGCACCACUUCAUGGGGCAGGAUAUGACACAUUUGAGCCAUAUUCAACUCGUUCAUCGGCUAGAAUAGCGAGUCAGCGUGCUUCAAGACCAAAAGAAACACAUCCGCCACGGAAAUUUCCUGGCUUGCGAGGCGAUGGCCAAUCGAUGGAGUCACCAAGAAAGUAUCGAAGAGUCGAAGAGAGAGCACUGUCGCCUGCUAACCUCUCAAAACCCUCGACCAACCAAAACCGAGGACGCUUUACCCCUUUCGUCCAUGGAAGCCUCGCCGAUUCACUGGACGCUGAUUCUCUCACCACAAUUAACGAGACUGAAAGUGCUCAACAUUCUUCUUCUUCUUCGUCCCGCGUCUCCGAAUUUCAUCCCCUUCCUACUCCUUCUAAGACUCCAUCAAAGAAGAAGGUGUCUUCCAAUCCUUCCUCAACUGCUCGUACUCUUUUUCCAUCCAGCAAGAUGUCUCGCAACCCGCAGACUCCUUUCUCGCUGAAUGAGCUUGAUGAUGAAGUUCCAGGUCCACCUGGAAGAAUUGAAAUCUUUACUGACUCCCGCGACCGUAUUCCUGUUGCCCCGCGAACGCCUCGUUGCAUCAUCAGGGAUCCUGCUGUUUCUACGAAUGGCUCGCCUGAGCCUGAAAUCACUCGCCGUGUCACUCGUUCUCAGGUGCGCGUGGGAAUGAACAAUGAAACGACGUACAUGUUCCGUGGUCAACAGCGCACCCGCCGCUAUCCUGAUUUUGACCCUGAGGAGGAUGAGGACAAUGAUCCAACUGAUCUAGGCCUGUUUGCUGGCCGUGAGCACUUGUUGCCUGACCCAAGCAUCCUUCAGAACAUCAAGCCUCUCCGUCGCAAGGACAUCAAGCCUCGUAUGCUUUGGCAUGCCAAUGGAGAUCCAGUGAACCCGCGCUCAGCCACCCCAGAGUCUGAGACGGUCGCCAACCAGCCCAAGGCUGAAACAAAGCCUGCUAACCCCUUUGUUGUUGAAGACGAUGCCACUGAUGAUGAAUGUAUCAAUGAUGCUACAAAUCAUGUGGACGACGACCACCGAAUCGCUCCUUCGCUUCAGUUAUCUCCCGUCGAUGAGCAGCCUGAGCAGCCUGGUACUACAGAUGCUCCUGGUGCUACUCGCAAUCUCCGCUCCCAGGCUCAUUUCCACCCUGAGAUGUAUCAAACUCCAAUUGUGACUACUAGCCCUACCCAGCGCCCGUCUAGCCCCUUCAAGCUCUGGGGGCGCAAGAAGAAGAAGGGUGAUGAAAUCCUGUUUUCUCAUCAAUCCAAUAAUGAAUGGACCACAACAUCUAGUGGCACGUCUUCUAGCACGUCUUCUAGCAUAUCUACUAAGCGCGAUGCUGAAGAUGACGAUGCCUUUUGGGAGGCUCCCUCCAAGAGAACUCGAAGCAGCGACAAGAGUCUCCCCAGCCGUUCCUAA
This is a messenger RNA of Penicillium malachiteum, 1473 nucleotides long. RefSeq lists its product as uncharacterized. The transcript has 2 exons. Bases 1 to 1473 code for a protein of 490 amino acids. Lineage: Eukaryota; Fungi; Ascomycota; Eurotiomycetes; Eurotiales; Aspergillaceae. The record is from RefSeq and is a predicted model, not a curated record.